UUUAAUUUUCUCCAAAAACUCCCUACUGUUCCUCCCUAUAUAUUCAUCUCUCUCUCUCCAUCUUCUCUUCAACGAUCUCAACCCAUUAAUCCCUUCCCCUCUAUGAUCACACUCUUCUAAUUUUUCUCGCCAUAAUCAAUGUCUCCUUCGAUGAGUUUUGCCCUCCAUCCUGAUGAAGAAAGAGGAGAUCAUCAUCAGUAUCACAGAGGCGUGAAGUAUCUCUGCGAGAAAGGGAUAACUAAAGUUCCUGCAAAAUACAUAUUACCAGUCAUCGAACGCCCUAACACAGGGGAAUUGAAUGGUAACUUCUCUAAUGAUCAUGAUCUCAGAUUACCAGUCAUCGAUUUUGCAGAGUUACAAGGCUCAAACAGAGUUCAAGCUCUGCAAUCGCUUUCCAGAGCUUGUGAAGAAUAUGGCUUCUUCCAGUUGAUAAAUCAUGGCAUUUCAAGAGAAACUAUUACUAGCAUGGUUGAAGAGGGAAGGAAAUUUUUCGAGCUCCCAUUUGAAAAGAGAUCAAAGUACAUGUCAAAAGACAUGUUUUCACCUGUAAGAUAUGGAACAAGUUUCAAUCAGAACAAAGAUAGGGUGUUUUGCUGGAGAGACUUCUUAAAGCUUAAUUGUCAUCCACUCUCAGAAAUGCUACCCUUUUGGCCUUCCUCUCCUUCAGAACUAAGGGAAGCGGCGGUUAACUACUCCAAAGAGACAAAGUACUUGUACAUGAUGCUUGUGAAAGCAAUCCUAGAGAGUCUGGGAGUGGUGGAAAACAAUAGAAGUUGUAAUGAAAAGGACAGCUGCUUAAAAGAAUUUGAAGAUGGAAGCCAAAUCAUAGUGGUGAAUUGUUACCCUUCAUGUCCUGAACCUGAUCUAACUCUUGGCAUGCUACCCCAUUCUGACUAUGGCUUCCUCACAUUGCUUCUUCAAGAUGAAUUGGUCAAGGGUCUUCAGAUUCAUCACCGAGGCAAAUGGGUAACCGUGGAACCCAUUCCUAACUCUUUUGUGGUUAACGUGGGUGAUCAUCUUGAGAUAUUUAGCAACGGCAGAUACAAGAGCGUGCUUCAUAGGGUUCUAGUGAAUCCUGCAAAGUCCAGAAUCUCAAUUGCUUCAUUGCACAGCUUACCUUUCAGCAGCACGAUUCGACCGUCACCCAAACUCGUCAACGAAGACAAUCCAAAGCGUUACAAAGAUACAGAUUUUGCAAGUUUUAUGGAAUAUAUUACAACUUGUGAACAUAAGAGUAAGAAUUUCUUGGAAUCCAGGAAGUUGACGACUUGAUAGUCGGAAAAGAAAAGGAAAGCUAGCUAGAAAAGUCUAGUUCUUUUGACUUUUUGUAGGACAAAUAUUAUUAUUAUAUAUAGCUAGCAAAGACUGGUUAGAGAGUAUUAAAUGAGAAUUAGAGAUAUAAUAUAUUGUAUUAUGGACUUUUAUGGAGAAUAAAGUGCCUGUUCUCUUAUGUUUUUCAA
Manihot esculenta (cassava) is the source of this 1460-nucleotide messenger RNA. RefSeq names its product probable 2-oxoglutarate-dependent dioxygenase SLC1. NCBI's taxonomy places the organism in Eukaryota, Viridiplantae, Streptophyta, Magnoliopsida, Malpighiales, Euphorbiaceae. The record is from RefSeq and is a predicted model, not a curated record. The coding region runs from base 139 to 1272 and encodes 377 amino acids. The transcript has 4 exons.